Messenger RNA from Ceratitis capitata (Mediterranean fruit fly), 1755 nucleotides. RefSeq names its product decaprenyl-diphosphate synthase subunit 2 (gene Pdss2). NCBI's taxonomy places the organism in Eukaryota, Metazoa, Arthropoda, Insecta, Diptera, Tephritidae. Bases 390 to 1721 code for a protein of 443 amino acids. Gene Ontology annotation, molecular function: prenyltransferase activity. Gene Ontology annotation, cellular component: transferase complex; mitochondrion. The transcript has 4 exons. The record is from RefSeq and is a predicted model, not a curated record. Gene Ontology annotation, biological process: isoprenoid biosynthetic process; ubiquinone biosynthetic process.
GCUGUUGGUUUGUUUUUGUUUGUAUUAAAUGUAAAGUGAAUUCCAUAAGACCGGUUUAGGUGCGAGAAUAUGGUGUAACUAUGUGAUUUCAAUUUAUAUGGCUUUAUACGUACUGGACAAGAGGAGCAAAGUUAGGGGAGCAGCAACAAGUAAACAAUACGAAAUCGCCAUCGAUAAUUGUACGAAUAGCAGCUUGGUUGAGUGUGCUUUCUUCCAAGCUAAUAGAAACGACGACUUGAGUUUCACUUCGCAACGAGUAAAGCUUGCGUACAGACGUUGUUGAUUCGUUGGAAUCGGGCUCAAAUUUAUUAAUAAAAAGUGUACUUAAUUCCAAAAUUUCUUAAGAAUUUCUUUUUUAAAAACUUAUCUGAAAAAAAAUAUCGUUCAAAAUGUGGAAGCGUGUAGCAACGGAAACAGGAAGCAUAUGGAUUACAAGAGGAAAAUAUCAGUUGCGUCUGCGCUCUUUUACACCUGCUGCAACUUUCACUUUUCCACAACAACCAAGCAUUCGUACGUCGACGUCAACGUCAGCAGCAAAGCCAACACCUCCGAAACACGACUGGAAUCGUGCUGUUAGUGAGGCAGAACGUAUUGUUGGCUAUCCAACCUCAUUCCUUAGCCUACGUUGGUUAUUAAGCGAUGAAAUUGCAAAUGUUGCCUUACAUCUCAGAAAAUUGGUGGGCAGUAAUCAUCCUUUACUAAAGACAGCGAAACACUUACUUUAUAAUGGCAAAAAUACAAUGCAAGCAUGGGGACUGAUAGUGCUGCUGAUAUCGAAAGCCGCUGGUCAUGCACCGUCAGUGCCAGACAUGGAACAAGACAAAAGUGCCGGAGUCCUACAUUCUCAACGUGCCUUAGCAGAAGUUACGGAAAUGAUUAGAAUUUCUCAUCUUGUGCACAAUAGUCUGGUGAAUUUGCAACCAUCAUCAGAGGCUGGAAAGGAUACUGCUACAUAUGAAGAUAUGGCUUUUGGCAACAAGAUCGGUUUACUUACCGGUGACUACCUGCUUGGGCAUUCUAGUGCUGAACUGGCCAAUUUGCGUAAUCAAGAAGUAGUCGAAUUAAUUUCUUCUGCAGUUCGAGAUUUUUCAGAGUCCCAAUUUGUUGGCGAGCGGGAUGAACAAAAUAAUCCAUUACCUUACAAGCCAGGUACUGAACCACCCAAAACUAACGGUACAGCAACAACAGAAAGCAUCGAUUUCGAUGUCAACGACGUGAUGAUACCUAUGAAUAUAUCUAAAGUCUUGGGUAAUCCUGAAAAGGAAUGGGAAUGUCGUAAUAUAUUAAACGCUGGCAGUUUGCUUGGCAAAGCCUGCCAGGGUGCUUUAAAGUUAGCUGGUCAAAGUGAGGAUAUGCAACGACAAGCAUAUCUCUUUGGAAAACAUUUAUCGUUGGCAUGGCAGGCAUGCUUGGAUGCGGAGCCAUUCCAAAGCGCAACGUUGCCAAUAGAUACCACAUUCAGUCUGGUAAGCGCGCCGGUAUUGUAUCAUCUCGAAUAUGAUCCUUCCUUGUAUGAAGAGAUUGAAAAGGGCCAAGUUUCGGUGGAAAAUAUCGAUUACGCCAAAAUUCAUAAAGCAAUUUCAGCCGGACCUGGACUAGAAAAGACGAAAGUUUUGCAACGAAAACAUACGACGGCUGCAAUGGAGGUUCUAGAGAAAUUUCCGCCUACGGAUGCACGCACAGCUCUCGAGAACAUUAUUCUUGCGAUGCAAGACUUGUAGUUAUAUUGUAAAAAAGGAGGAAUUAUUUAAAAUU